UGAAUGAGAAUGGCCAAAAAUGGAGUCAAACGGCGGCUCAAUUCACGCGAUAAUAUUUGAAUAAUUUGUUUGGUCAAUAAUAAUUGAGUAAAUUAAUAUGCUGUCUUCUUUCAAAAUGGAGAAUUGCUUUUCCUGUCAAAUCACCGGGCCCACUUGAUCAUUCAAUGCAAAGUAUUAUGUGUAUUUGUCCAUUUUGCCCUCACAUGCCUCCCAUUUUUGCAAUGUGCUACUCAAUUGAAGGGCAAAAAUGAGAAAAAGCCCCUAAGAUGUGUACGUGAAAAGUCUGAGAAGAGCCGGCACUUUAAAUUUUUCAAAUGGUUAAAGACAAGGCAUCGGUCCCAGAAAUUGAUUUUUAUCUGCUUUAAAGCGGGACCAAACGUGUUAAUUGCAGUUGACGAAAAGUAAACAAUUAGCUGUCAACCAAGAAAAAAUGAGAAAUAUGGCCAAAGAAUAGACGUUCACUUCUUGAUAUAUAAGUACAGAAUUUACCUCUGAAAUUCGCAUGCUGCUGGUCCAUAUUUGCAACAACUUACCGACAGAGAUGAAACUCGCGAAGGUGGCGCCAAGGCGGCAACUAGAUUUGCUGCUAGGCUUAUGCUUUUUUUUGACCAUAUCUCUGGUAGAGAUGCCUCGGGCUCAAGCUCAAACCCGAAGAAAUGCCACCACUGAUCCUUCUGAAGCGAGAGCUAUAAACUCCAUGUUCGAGCGAUGGGGCAUUACGGCAAAUGAUCAAUGGAAUAUUAGCGGUGAAUUAUGCAGCGGCGAUGCAAUUGAUGACGGCGUCCACAUCCAGAACUUCAAUCCGGGGAUCAAAUGUGACUUCUCUGACAAUAAUGCCACCACUUACCACAUUACUGCUCUGAGAGUAAAUGCAUGGAAUGUUGUGAGUUCACUACCGGACGAACUCUGGAAUUUAAGCUUCCUCACCGACGUAAAUUUGGCCAAAAAUUAUUUGACAGGUCCCCUGCCUUCAUCCAUAGGCGACCUCACUCGUAUGCAAUAUCUGAGUUUUGGACAUAAUGCUUUAUCCGGGGAGCUUCCGAAGGAACUUGGCAAGCUGACUGACUUAAGACUUCUGGCUAUAGGCACAAACAACUUUUCUGGUCCUUUACCAUCUGAGCUUGGACAGCUUACAAAAUUAGAACAAUUUUACUUUGAUAGCUCUGGAGUUAGUGGUCCGAUACCUUCUACAUUUGCUGAUCUGCAGAACUUGAACAUUGUGUUUGCUUCAGACAAUGGACUCACUGGCCUGAUUCCAAACUUCAUUGGGGGAUGGUCGAAGCUUACUUCCCUAAGGCUUGAAGGAAACUCGUUUGAGGGUCCAAUACCAUCAACAUUUGCUGACUUAACUUCUUUGGAAACCUUGUGGAUAUGUGAUCUGUCUAAUGGAAGCUCUCCACUGGGCUUUCUCAGAGAUAUGAAGUCUCUGCGCACACUAAUUUUGCGGAAUAAUAACAUUUCUGGGUCCCUACCUUCGAAUUUUGAAGAAUACGAGAGUUUGUCACUAUUGGACUUGAGCUUCAACAAUUUCAGUGGAAGGAUUCCAGACUCACUGUUCAAUCUGAAAUCACUCACUCACUUAUUUCUUGGAAAUAACAGGUUGACUGGUGUCCUGCCAGCCCAAAAGAAUUCACUUCUCCAGAUUAUAGAUUUGUCAUACAACGAAUUAUCCGGGAACCUCCCUUCUUGGGUGAGCCAGCAAAAUAUGCAACUUAAUUUGGUCGCCAACAACUUCGUCUUGCAAGGUUCUGACAGCAGUGCUAUGCCUCCAGGAUUGAAUUGUCUUCAAAGAAAUUUCUCUUGCUAUCGAGGAGACCCCCUGUAUUCCAGUUUUGCAAUUAAAUGUGGCGGUCCACAAAUGAGAUCUGCUACAGGGAUUGUGCACGAGGCAGACAAUGAGAUUCUUGGUCCGGCAACAUAUUAUGUGACCAGGGAACGCAGAUGGGCAGUUAGUAAUGUUGGUCUGCCUUCUGGAAGCAACAAUCCACAAUAUACAACGAACUUGGUUACUUUUUUCCCAAAUAUAAGGGACCCGGAGCUGUUCCAGAGUGCACGGAUUUCUGCUGGAUCACUUAGAUACUAUGGCUUGGGCCUGGAGAAUGGUAAUUACAAUGUGACCCUCCAGUUUGGAGAGACAGAAAUUCAAAAUUCUCCAUCCUGGAAGAGUAUUGGAAGGCGCAUUUUCAACAUAUAUAUUCAGGAUAAUCUAGUAUGGAAAGAUUUCGACAUAAGAAAAGAGGCUGGCGGGGUCUCUUUUAGAGCUGUGGUGAAGGAAUUUAAAGCCCAGGUGACGGAAAAUUACCUUGAGAUCCAUCUCUUUUGGGCUGGAAAGGGGACAUGCUGCGUACCUGCUCAAGGUGUAUAUGGUCCCUCUAUUUCUGCAAUAAGUGUCAUCCCAGAUUUCAUUCCCACUGUAAGUAACAAUCCUCCAAAUGAUCUCACGAGUAGAAAGAAGGGCAGAACUGGUCUGAUUGUGGGAAUUGUUGUCGCUGUUGGAGCUGUAAGCUCUCUUUCGUUAUUCACCAUGUAUUAUUUGGCUCGUAGAAGAAAAAGGCAGAAGAGAUAUGAAGAUGAAGAGUUCUUGGGAAUGGAUGCCAGACCAUACACUUUUACUUAUGUGGAACUACGAGUGGCAACAGAUGACUUCAGUUCGUCAAAUAAACUAGGCGAGGGAGGAUUUGGGCCUGUUUACAAGGGAACACUCGAGGAUGGAAGAAUGGUUGCUGUUAAGCAACUGUCUGUAGCAUCCCAUCAAGGAAAGAGCCAAUUUGUGGCAGAAAUUGCCACUAUAUCUGCCGUUCAACAUCGGAACCUUGUAAAAUUGUAUGGAUGCUGCAUUGAGGGUGAUAAACGGUUGCUUGUUUAUGAGUAUCUCGAAAACAGGAGUCUUGAUCAAGCAUUAUUUGGAGGAAACGGAAACUUAUGCUUGGAUUGGCCAACACGUUUUGACAUAUGCUUGGGGGUAGCAAGAGGUCUAGCUUAUCUUCAUGAGGAGUCUCGACUUCGAAUUGUACAUAGAGAUGUAAAGGCAAGCAAUAUUCUGCUCGAUUCUGAACUCAAUCCAAAAAUUUCGGACUUUGGCUUAGCCAAGUUGUAUGAUGACAAAAAGACUCAUAUAAGCACCCGUGUUGCAGGCACAAUUGGGUAUCUUGCGCCGGAAUAUGCCAUGCGUGGUCACCUUACGGAGAAGGCUGAUGUGUUUGGAUUUGGAGUCGUAGCCCUAGAGAUCGUCAGUGGAAGAGCAAAUUCUGACUCACGUUUGGAAGAAGAUCGGAUAUAUCUUCUUGAAUGGGCCUGGCACCUGCAUGAAAGUAACCGGGGAAUGGAAUUGGUGGACACAAAUUUAUCUGCAUUCGACGAGGAUGAGGUGAAAAGAGUGAUAGGUGUUGCACUUUUAUGCUAUCAAACAUCCCCAACUCGAAGGCCUUCCAUGUCUCGUGUGGUGGCUAUGCUUUGUGGAGAUGCCGAGGUCCCCACUGUCACUUCAAGGCCGGUAUACCUGACUGACUGGAAUUUAAGCGAUAUUACAACAUUUACAACUGACAAUGCCUUAACUGCAGAAGCUGGUUAUUAUAACUCAUCAACGAGUACGGGUAACACUACAGAUCUAUAUACUUCUCCAGUUAGUGCUGACAAACCCAUGCUUAACUAUGGUUUUGAAUAGCAUAGAUGAUUUUUUAUUGUUUACAAGAAUCUUUAUUUGUUUGGUUAAGGGGUUUGUUAGUCGCAAUCAAUCUCGAGUUUGUUAUGGUUAUGGUUGUAGGAAAAAAUAAUUAGUUGCAGUAAUGUUCAGAACUAUAAAAUGCAGAAAUAUAAAAUUUAUCGUCCGAUCGAGUCUCGUGAUAGCACGAUGUCCUAAAGUGAAAUUGCCCGUCGAUAAUUGCAGCGACCUCUGUGGAUAAUCACUCCCAGGAUACAACGAUCGUAGACCACUUGUGCAACAAUCACGAAUGGUUUUUCCAGAAUUCUCAAUUGUACUUUAGAAUAUAUGUAAAAAUCCGAGUAUAAGAAAUUCAGAAUAUGAAAACGAAGGAUUGAUACAA
Messenger RNA from Olea europaea var. sylvestris, 4043 nucleotides. Its product is annotated as probable LRR receptor-like serine/threonine-protein kinase At1g56140. Gene Ontology annotation, biological process: protein phosphorylation. Bases 503 to 3664 code for a protein of 1053 amino acids. The transcript has 24 exons. Gene Ontology annotation, molecular function: protein kinase activity; ATP binding; protein binding. The record is from RefSeq and is a predicted model, not a curated record. Lineage: Eukaryota; Viridiplantae; Streptophyta; Magnoliopsida; Lamiales; Oleaceae.